AUGGCCACACAACACAACGCCUGCGUCGACUUCAGAAUGAGCAGCCUCCAAAAUGCCCUGGCAUACACCCCGCAGCCGUCGGGAGACUUUCCGUCUCCCAGGGCUGCGGAAGCGACAGACUGGCUGGCCCACAUUCUCUCAGAGAACGAGUCGGGACAGUUCAUGAGCCCGGCAACGCGAACCCGCGCUGAGAGGCUUCAUCACCUCUGUGCCGAGUCCGUCUACUGGCCUCUUUCAGAUCUGAUGAACCCUGCCCUGGACGCAGUCAAAUACGGCCGCCAUGAGAUUGAGUCCCUCAUCCGCAUUGACGGACGCCAUAAAGCAGCGGGUCUGAAGUGGAAAUGCAUGGCCAAGGACUACAUCGUCACGCGUUACGCCCCGUACUCGAAGGAUAUCGAGAACAAGCGCCGGAUGAUGGAGAGCCAGACAUGGAGACAACUCUUCAACGGCCGCAAAUCAGUCGGUCCCAUCAUCAAGUGUCCCUACGAGACCUCGGCCGUCUUCGCCGUCAUGGACUGGGUCGACAUUGACCGUAUUCUCGACUUUGAGACGCGCCAGAACUCACGAUGGACCGAGUAUCCGGGCAUCUCAGCUUUCGUCGACUUCUCGACGAAGAUAGCGGGUAGACAGCCCCCAUCGAAGUUGACCAGCUACGUGGAAAACGUAGCCAAGGCGCACGGCGACUUGAAUUGGAGAAAGGUGCGGAAGUUCAUUAAGAUGUACAUCGCGGAGCAAUACCCGGCGUCUCCCAACUUGUACACGGAGAUCGAUUGGUUCGAAAACAGGUUGCCGUUUUUCGAUGUUCCCGACACGCGAUACGGGAUCCAGAAGAAGGCUUCGAGUUCAUCGAGCGGCAUGUUCGAGACCUCGGAAGAGGUUCAAUGGCAGAGACGCUUCGACGAGGACUCCCGAGCUCUGUCGGAAUGGACUCCGAAGUGCUGCUCUGACUAUAAGGUUCUGGCGAUUCGGGCGAUGGCUGCCUUUGAGGCUUGA
Messenger RNA from Colletotrichum paranaense, 993 nucleotides. RefSeq lists its product as uncharacterized. The transcript has a single exon. The coding region runs from base 1 to 993 and encodes 330 amino acids. The record is from RefSeq and is a predicted model, not a curated record. Lineage: Eukaryota; Fungi; Ascomycota; Sordariomycetes; Glomerellales; Glomerellaceae.